AUGUCGAUGCACUCUCAGACGUUGCAGCUUUCGCCACUGGAUUUAAUACCUCCAGGAUAUUAUACCCGAAUAGCGUUAUCAUUCAGAACUACAGAAUACGUUCAGCACCUGAACGAAAUAUGCCAAAAGAGUAUACCGUGGCUUGGAGGGAAAGUCCUCCCUACCACCACGAUAGACGACAAAAAGGAGCUGCAAGUAUGCUGGAACGAGGGGGAUUCACCAGAAAUCAAACACAUGGAUUCUUUACCAGGCUCUUACAUGGAUACAGCAGCAGCUGGUAUGCCAUUGACCACAAUACCGGAGGAUAAAUGGCCGUUAUCGAAUUUGAUCAACCACGAGAUUCGUCAAACCGGUGCACCUGUGUUGGCCAUUGGGGUUGUACCGUUUAGUGCUGGAGACGGAGUGGUUUUAUGUCUGUGCUUUCAUCAUAAUGUUGUUGAUGCUGGUGGUAUGGCAGAAGUGCUUCGGGUCUGGGCGAGCGUAAUAUGUGGAGAGUCUGCUCCUAUCUUUCCGAGCAUCAAUGACCGUGUCGGUCGACUCGGUGCUGCAUUGAGUGCUCAUACGGGGGCUACCCAGUUUGGGGAAUUGUUACCUGACAUCCUUUUGGCGUCACUUUCGGAAUAUACGCCUACCCCUCUGCAUUUUGUGGCAGAUCACUUUGCAAAUUGUACCUCUGCCGUACUCAAAGUCAGUCUCGUAAAGAUUGAACAACUCAAAACCAGACUGGCGGGGCAAACAACUUCUCCACUCACUGUAAAUACAAUUAUUUGCGCCUUUCUUUGGUGCAGCGUCACGCGUGUUCGUCAGAAAAGAGACACAACCCUUUUCUCAAGCGGAGAAAAGAGCAAAUUUGGUACAUCAGUCAACGGCCGGGCACGCAUUAAUCCAGACUUCGCCAAUCCCGGAAAGGAUUUCUAUUUUGGCAAUGUUUAUCUUUAUGCAUUGGCCGAACUAGAUGUGGACAGUGUUCAAGAAUCUCCGGCAGACGUUUUGUCAAAAUCCCUUCCACGCAUAUGCGAUGCAAUCGCCGCCUCAUAUUCCACCGAAAAGCUCAACACUAAUUACAUCUCAAGCCUACACCAUCUAAUAUCUUCUCACAUCAAUAAAUUACCCGCCGGACUUUUCCCCGCUUGGUCCAUCUCUAGCGGUCGUGAUUUGGCAAUCACAAGCUGGGCUAAUCUCGGGAUAUAUGAGAUGCGAUUUGGAGAUAUACUUGGUUACCCGGAAUUUGUACGACUACCUUUCGCGAAGCUUGAUAGUGCGGGGAUCGUUUUGCCGCGGAAAAGGUUGAUUGAAUCGGAUUUCAUGGAAGUAAUUGUCAUGUUGCGUGAAUGUGAUGUGCAGGCUCUCUCGGAGGAUGAGGUGUGGGCGGAGAUUGCAUAUUGA
Talaromyces stipitatus ATCC 10500 is the source of this 1386-nucleotide messenger RNA. RefSeq lists its product as uncharacterized. Gene Ontology annotation, molecular function: acyltransferase activity, transferring groups other than amino-acyl groups. The record is from RefSeq and is a predicted model, not a curated record. The transcript has 2 exons. NCBI's taxonomy places the organism in Eukaryota, Fungi, Ascomycota, Eurotiomycetes, Eurotiales, Trichocomaceae. Bases 1 to 1386 code for a protein of 461 amino acids.